CCCUCCUCGUAGUGAUUUGCGUCAUUGUAGUUGGUGCCUCCGGCUUGCUCCGUUUAGUCCCGGUGUUUGGUGAUCAGAGCUCCGACAUGGGUGAAAUUUUACAUGAGCUCGAAUAUGUUCUCAGGUCCAAACCGAACGGUUUGACGAUCGAGGAAGCGAUUUUGCUCCAAACAUGUAGGUCUAAGGCUGUUCGAGAUUUUACAUUUGGUGGUAUCCUUGGAGGUGGCCUGACAUGGGCAGGAACAUGGAGGCUGAAUAAAUUUACUCGGCUAAAUCUUUCCGGAGGAGCUGCUGCGCUUUGUGGAUUUUGGAGAUUUAGCAGGUCCCUAAACUCAUGUGUCGAUUAUAUUCUUUCACUGGAUGGAAGUAGGAUGCAAAAGGAAUUGGCAAAUAUUGUUGUGACGAGAUAUCACAAUGAUCCUCGUGCAAUGCAGUACAUAUCCAAGCAUUUUUUUUAUGAGGAAGUGUUUGACGAUUCAACCUCGGACCGGCCAAAAAUAAGGUGGCGUUAUCGAAAUUUCUUUAGUGAUGAUGUUGCUCAUUCUCAGAGGACGCAUGGUAAUGACAACAACGUGCAUGAAAACUCCCACCGUGAUUCCAGUGCCCACCAGCGCGAUUCCUAUGGUGACUCCGAUGACAAAGGAAAUGCUCAUGAGUUCAAGCCAGUCCUCACUAAGACUGGCACCGAUUCUGCGACGGCAGACCCUCUAGAUUGUAUUUUUGGUACAUUGGCCAGAGAAGAAGAAAUUCAACACUCGACUCCCUCUGCUCCAUCUCCGAAGCCUCACUCUCGUAGCAGAAGAUACAAUCGUCGGCAUCGAAAAGAUAACCAGACAAAACCAACAAACUUUGAAUAUGUGUAAUUUCAGGUUCUAUCCAUUCCAAGAAGAUUUCAUUUUCUGUUUUUAAAAGAAACGAAACAUUCCAUUCGUAGAAAUAAAGAGAGACAUCUUUGUACCUAACCAUGCUAUUGAAGAAGGAAUGUUAAGACAUUUAUGCAGUUCGAGUGCAGUAUUGACAUUUGCCUAUCAUAGGAAUGGAAAAUGGUGUAUAAUCGUUUCCAUCA
Cucumis melo (muskmelon) is the source of this 1066-nucleotide messenger RNA. RefSeq lists its product as uncharacterized. The transcript is spliced from 6 exons. The record is from RefSeq and is a predicted model, not a curated record. Bases 87 to 863 code for a protein of 258 amino acids. NCBI's taxonomy places the organism in Eukaryota, Viridiplantae, Streptophyta, Magnoliopsida, Cucurbitales, Cucurbitaceae.